This is a messenger RNA of Musa acuminata subsp. malaccensis (wild Malaysian banana), 2107 nucleotides long. RefSeq names its product WEB family protein At2g38370. The record is from RefSeq and is a predicted model, not a curated record. Lineage: Eukaryota; Viridiplantae; Streptophyta; Magnoliopsida; Zingiberales; Musaceae. Gene Ontology annotation, cellular component: cytosol. Gene Ontology annotation, biological process: chloroplast avoidance movement; chloroplast accumulation movement.
UAAAAGAGCAGCGUGAAUAUAUCGUCUUCUUCGGCUACUUAAGGGCACUUCGGUAACCUCGCCUUCCUCCUUAGUGCCUCCACUUCCCCCCUUUCCCCUCUAUCGGACGCGCCUUCGAGUGCUUUCUUCGCUGGCAUUUAGGGUUUCGAUUCACCGCAAAACCCUAAAAGUUCCUCACUGAAUCGUCGAACGCUGGGCGGAGGAAGAGGAGGGAUGGAGGAGGAUUCCAUGGUUCCGGUGGCGGAAACCCUGGCCCCGCCGACGGAUGACCCGAAGGUGACUGUUGCGGCAGCGGCUGGGAGGGCGGAGAUCGACACGUCGGCGCCGUUCGUGUCGGUGAGGGAGGCUGUGGAUCGAUUUGGUGGGAGCGCCGUCUGGAAGUCGCAGCUCAGGCAACUCUUUCACCCCGACAAACUCCAUUUCUCUGAAGAUGUUGAGGUUAUCAAAGUGGAGGAACAGGCGGCACAACUAGAAAAGGAUCUUAUCCUAAAAGAAAAAGAGACACUUGAUGUUUUAAAAGAGCUAGAAAUGACAAAAAAGAUUGUCGAUGGUUUAAAGUUGAGAUUACAGAAAGAAACCUCAGAAACCAAUAUGAUUCCAGCUACAAAUUCAGAUGGUAUAAAGUUACAUCCUGUUCCUGAAGUUGAAGAACAUGGUCCCCAUGACCCCGAGAAGAAUGUGGGUAUAGAUGACCCAAGCAUGGGGGUGAACCAGUCUCCAGGGCAGAUGCUUGUUGAACUGAAGCAGGCCAAGGCAAAUUUGAACAGGACAACAAGUGACUUAGCUGGUAUUCGAACUUCCAUUAAAAUGCUGAGCAUAAAAAUAGAAGAGGAAAAACUCUUGCUUGAGGAAACCCAGGAGAAGCUGAGCUCCAAUAAUGCUCUGAUCUCAUCACUGGAGGAUGAUCUUAAUCAGACAACAGAAAAAUUGCAAAGGGCCAAAGGUUCGGUAAAUGAGAAACCUGAAGAUCCCUCAAAUAUUUUGCAGGAAAUUAACCAAAUGAACUCUGAAUUAGAACAGUCAAGGAGGACAACUGAAGCUACUAAGUUUGACGUUACUAAGCUGGCCUCUGAACUUGAGCAGACAAAGGCAAGCAUUAAGACGGCUGACAUUCGAUGGCUCGCAGCUAAGAAGAUGGAAGAAGCAGCCAAAGCAGCAGAAGCUGUGGCUCUUGCUGACAUCAAAGCUUUAAUAAGCAGCAACGAUUCAAUCUUGGGUCUUCAGAGUGCAUGUGGUGUAACCCUUUCGAUGGAGGAAUACAUCACCUUAGCAAGCAAAGCUCAAGAAGCGGACCAAGUUGCAAGAAAGAAAGUUGAAGCUGCUGUGGUUCAAGUAGAUGAAGCAAACAUGUCUAAAUCAGAGUUACUUAUGAGGGUUGAGGAAGCAAAUUCUGAGGCAAAAAAAUGUAAGAAGGCUCUUGAAGAUGCCUUGAAGAGAGUGGAGGUCGCAACCAGAGCGAAGCUUGAAGUUGAAGAUUCUCUACAGAGAUGGAGAUCCGAGCAUGGUCAGAAGAGGCACAGCAUUCAUAACUCUACCAAAUUCAAGAACUAUGCAGCUCACCACAGGAAGGACUCCCGCGUUCUGAAUGACUCAACUUUGGUCACUGACAUGCCAAGCAGCGGUUCAAGGCAACCGUUGUCGAUCGGGCAGAUACUGAGCAUGAAGCUGAUGGGUCCUGGUUCUCCUGAAGAGUAUGAGAGGGGAGCAUGGGAGAAAGAAAAUAAAAACCCCACAGUUUCACUGGGUCAGAUGCUGAACAAAAGGCACGGGGUUCUGCCUUCCCCCAUGACCGACAACGUGUCGCUCCACAAGCAGUUUUCUGCCAAGAGGAAGAAGAUAGGCUUUGUUGGCUUCCCACUUCUCUUGGCCAAGCAAAGCAAGAAGAACAAGAAAAAGAGGCAGUCAUUGAGUACAAGAUAACUGUUGUUGGAAUGCCUGUUUUCUCAUGAACUCUGUUCGUUGUGAUGUAAUGUGUUCGAACUAUCAUUUUACUCUGAUGUAUAUAGUAUUGAAGCUACGUUUUCGUUCAAUUAGACACGAAAUGCAUGGUGGUUUCUAAAUUUUACUAUCACUGUAUAACGUUUGCAGGAAAGAUGUAUUCAGUUCA